Brienomyrus brachyistius is the source of this 2523-nucleotide messenger RNA. It is a transcript of the gene maf1b, whose product is annotated as MAF1 homolog, negative regulator of RNA polymerase III b. Bases 558 to 1295 code for a protein of 245 amino acids. The record is from RefSeq and is a predicted model, not a curated record. Gene Ontology annotation, biological process: negative regulation of transcription by RNA polymerase III. Lineage: Eukaryota; Metazoa; Chordata; Actinopteri; Osteoglossiformes; Mormyridae. The transcript is spliced from 9 exons. Gene Ontology annotation, molecular function: RNA polymerase III core binding. Gene Ontology annotation, cellular component: nucleus.
AUAUUGUAGCCAUUCUAGGGGCGGGGUAAAGUAGUGUUUUCUAGUCCGCUGUCUUCGAUCAGCGCCAUUAGACAAAAAAAUCGUUUAGUCCGUUAAUUUAGUAGAGCGGAAACCAGCACAAAACAGAUCAAGUCGCUGUAAUAAAAGCGACUGUGAUCUCGUCGAGGAUCUGUUAUUUUUCUCGUAAAUCGACCUUCCAAACAGGGGGAUGCUGCUACAGUCUGAAUCUGAGACUCUCAGACCGUCGUCGGGUUUCACGUCUCAGUUAUUCCGGAAAAACGGUUUUUUGAUAAAAGAAUCGAGGUACUUACCGACCCUCCCAAGUUGGGGUAAAAAAUCUUGUUUUUAGCGUCGAAGGUGUAGCAGAGCUGCUGAGCUAAUUUGGCCCCAGAGGUCGUGAAGUGCUGAGGGAACGACGCUAUUAUUACUUUAUUAUUGCUGUUCAACAACAUCAUCUACGGAUUAUCCAAAGAUUCAGCAGAAUUUUUAUUCCCAGCGAGACUUUGAUCCCCUUUACUAAAACCACCGGACGUGUAAACAAUCAUUCAGCCUGAGCGAUGAAGCUAUUGGAGAACUCCAUCUUCGAGGCCCUGAGCUCUCAGCUGUGCGUUGAGACUGGAGAUUCGCACAUCCUGGGCAGGAUUGAGAGCUAUUCCUGCAAGAUGGCGGGGGAUGACAAACACAUGUUUAAGCAGUUCUGCCAGGAGGGGGAGCCGCAUGUCCUGGAAGCCCUGUCCCCACCACAGUCCAGUGCCACCAGCCCUCCCCAACUGGCUAAAAGCAGCGAGGAUGGCGAGAAUCCAUUGAGUGACAAGUGCUGUCGGAAGACCCUCUUCUACCUCAUCAGGACGCUCAACGAGUCCUUCCGGCCUGACUAUGAUUUCAGCGCGGCGCGUGCCCACGAGUUCAGCCGCGAGCCCAGCCUCAAUUGGGUGACCAAUGCGGUGAAUGGCAGUUUGAUCUCAGCCGUGGGGGAAGAAUUUAACUCUCUGGGUCCACAGCUGUGGAGUGCUAUCGACCAGGAGAUCAACCUUCAGAGUUGUGACAUUUACAGCUACAAUCCAGACCUGGAUUCGGACCCCUUCGGAGAGGAAGGCAGCCUCUGGUCGUUCAACUACUUCUUCUACAACAAGAAGCUGAAGAGGAUCGUCUUUUUUACCUGCCGCUCUGUCAGUGUCCUGAGUGGUUAUGGCCGUGGCUCUCUGGACAACGAACUGGACAUGGAGCUGGAUAUUGAUGAGGAAGAGCUGGAUGGGUUUACUGAGGACAGGAUCCCCAGGGCCCUCUGUGUCUGAUCUGUCUUCUCAGGGACAAACAUUUGCACUCUGUCUCUCUUCCCCUCCCCCCAUCCCUCCUCCUCUUCCUCUUUGUUGUCUCUGUCCUACAUUUUUGUUUCUCUCAUGGACUCUGACGGUAUUUAGACUCUGGCUGCACUGCCUGUUCCCCCGAAGCCACAUCUUCCUUUUCGUCCUCCAGCGUUGGACUUGUUAGAAUCCACUGUCCUCCUCUUCGCUUCUCUUGGCUGCUGUCAGGAUGGCAGGAAGCACCCAGUGCUGUGACGCUGGGGUUUUGGGGUGCCUUAAUAUAAGCCCCCACCCAUUCCCAGUGGUGAACUUGGAGCAGCGGCAGAAUAUUCUGGACUGUUUAGGUGCCUCUAUCAAGCUUCAGGCUUAGCCCCAGACCCUGGAUGGACAUUACGUUCUGACUUAUCAGAUGCCUGUUGCUGGAUGGAGUGUGAUUUGUGAAAGGGCUGAAAGACUGCGGACUGCUUUUUCAGUGGGGCCAGUGUGGGCCUCUGCCUCGCCGCCCCCACACAAGUCAAUCAGGUGCAGUCUCUACACCAGCAUCAGCAACUGGAGGCAGAGAUGCAACAGUGGGGACAAGGGAAGACCUUGGCUUGUAUAACAGAGGGGGGCAUCUCCCCUCUGGGAGAUUUGCAGCAUUUGCUGUGUCCAGCUUGGAGAUCCUUUUUUUUCUUUAAUUUCUUGCCUCCUGUUUUUAUUAUUCCAAGAAUUUUAAGUUUACAGGAGAUGCAGAUAUUGUGCAGCUAUACAGCCCUGCUGCUGAAGCCAAUGAUAGCCGGUGUCCCCAUGUGUCGGAGUCCCCCCUAGCGAGGCCCUGCAGCAACAGCCCAGGCUAGGAUCACUGGCCGGAUGGCACCCUGUUUGGGCUCCACGACGCCUCGCGGUGGCGUUUCUCGUGUGUAUGUGUGUGUUUUUUUCCCCACUCCGUACUGAGCAGUAUUCGGGGUGUGUGUGCUCUCUAGCAUUUUCACUUUCGCACUCACCGUUUUGGUAACACCCUGUUCUUGUGGACGAUUACCGCAAACAAGCAGCACACGUGCCGACGGCGGAACAGGACUGGCGCGAUGGGCGCUCGCAGAAUUGUUUACGGCGAAAAUGCGCUUCUCCUUACAGCCGCGGACGUGCUCGUUGCGGGUCCCACGAAGUGCGCUUCUCGUCAUGCAUUAAGUUUCGUUUCGCAGUGAGAACUUUUCUGUGAAUAAAGUUUCCUGUAUUUUGA